Messenger RNA from Medicago truncatula (barrel medic), 1943 nucleotides. Its product is annotated as probable transcription factor GLK1. Gene Ontology annotation, biological process: positive regulation of DNA-templated transcription. The record is from RefSeq and is a predicted model, not a curated record. Bases 355 to 1620 code for a protein of 421 amino acids. The transcript has 6 exons. Gene Ontology annotation, cellular component: nucleus. Gene Ontology annotation, molecular function: transcription cis-regulatory region binding; DNA-binding transcription factor activity. NCBI's taxonomy places the organism in Eukaryota, Viridiplantae, Streptophyta, Magnoliopsida, Fabales, Fabaceae.
CUCUUUUUACUCCCCCAAAAUUGUGGUUGACAUCAAAUCUCCUUCUCUACAUACUCUCUUGGCACCACUUCCAAAAAUGGCAACAUAAAUCAUAUCAUUGCUACAAUUUCUUCACUCACCAAACUCUCCAUUAUUUGAACACACGUUCUCUCUAUCCUUCACAAAACUAUCUUACAAUAUAAACCCUAUACCAUUUCUAAGCUUUUCUCAUUUUUUUUUCUCAAUUUUCAUGUACAUAAGCAUUGCUUAAUGUGCAACCAAAGAUAAUAAUUCACCUAGCUUUACAUAUUGAGUUUCCCAUUUUGUUAUUAUUAGAAAGUUGAGUACUUGAGUGUGGAUCUAGAAUUAUUAUUGAUGCUUGCAGUACUGUCACCAUUGAGGAACACUACCAAAGAUGGAAGCCAAGAAGAGAUGGAGAGUUUUUCAAUGGGGAGUACUACAAUUACAACUGGUGACUUUGGCGACCUUUCCGAAGGAAAUUUAUUGGAAAGCAUCAACUUCGACGACUUCUUUGUUGGCAUCAACGUGGAUGGAGACAUCUUGCCGGAUUUGGAGAUGGAUCCAGAGAUGUUUGCUGAGUUCUCCGUUAGCGCUAACGGCGAGGAAUCAGAGAUGAAUUCGUCGGCGUCAUUGGAGAACAACAGCAAAGUAGAAGAGAAGAAUUCAAAGAAAGAUUAUGAGGAUAAAACAAGUUGUUCGGGUCAAGGCUCGGAAGAGAUAGCGAGUAAAAGAGAUGAAUCUGUGGUUGUGAAUCCAUUGUUAAAAGAUGCAGGUGGAAAAGGAAGGAAAUCAUCGAGUAAAUCUAAGUAUCCUCAAGGGAAGAGAAAAGUCAAGGUGGAUUGGACACCAGAAUUGCAUAGGAGAUUUGUGCAAGCUGUGGAACAACUAGGGGUGGAUAAGGCGGUGCCUUCAAGGAUUUUAGAGAUUAUGGGAAUUGAUAGUCUCACUCGUCAUAACAUUGCAAGUCACCUUCAGAAAUAUAGGUCACAUAGAAAACAUUUGCUAGCACGUGAAGCAGAAGCAGCAAGUUGGAAUCAAAGGAGACAAGUAUAUGGUGGUCUAGGGGUGAAAAGAGAAGUGAUCAGUCCAUGGCCAGCUGCACCCACCAUGGCUUUCCCCCCUCAUCCUCCUCCUCCUCCUCCUAUGGUACCAUUGCACCAUUUUAGACCCUUACAUGUAUGGGGACAUCCUUCAAAUAUGGACCAGUCUUUUAUGCACAUGUGGCCUACGCUGCAACCGCUGUCAUGGACACCAUCGCCAGAUCCUCCACCACCUCAAGACCCUUCAUUUUGGCAUGCUCACCACCAACAGACUCCAACAACCGCAAUAAUCCGGGCAGGAACACAUUGUUUCCCACCACCUCUGACAACAGUGAGACCAUCAUUUGGAUGUCCAAUCCCCGGCCAUGGCAUGUGUAAAGCAGAUCACGGCAUUAGCACCCCUCCUGCUCCCGGUCACUUCUUCGACUUACAACCGGUACUAAAUUUCCUUCGCCAUACAUACAUACAUACUUCGAUGAGAGACGAUAAGGUCAAAGGAGAGCAUAGACGCAGCUAUUGGAGAUGUUAUAUCAAAACCAUGGUUACCACUACCACUUGGACUCAAAGCUCCAGCACUUGAUAGCGUAAUGGGUGAACUACAAAGACAAGGAAUUUCAAACAUACCACCCUCAUCAUGCACUUGAAGAAAACUAAUUAAUCCUUUACCGGGGAGCUAGCUAGGUUUCAAUAAAUCCUAAUUCGACGAUUUCUCAUCCAUUAGAUGUUGCAUCUAAUCUUAGAAUGUGAGUGAUUCAUAUUGUAAUUCUUGCUUUUAACAGCCAAAUGAAAAAGAAAAAAAAAUUGAAAUUGCCAUGCGCUAAUGCUUGAGCAUUAAGCCAUUUUGUAUAUAUGUACGAUUGGUAUAGUAUGGGAUUAGUAAAUAAAAUGGGGACUCUUAAUAAA